Molecule: messenger RNA, 1186 nt
Organism: Gopherus evgoodei (Goodes thornscrub tortoise)
Lineage: Eukaryota; Metazoa; Chordata; Testudines; Testudinidae
Gene: UBE2L6
Product: ubiquitin conjugating enzyme E2 L6
Exons: 4
Coding region: 80-544 (154 amino acids)
Source: RefSeq, a predicted model, not a curated record
UGGUGCGCCAGCUGGAGCUGCCGCCCUGCAGACUCGCUGCUCCGCGCUGAGCCGGCCGGGCUGGGCUCGGGCCGGGAAGAUGGCGGCGAGCAGGAGAGUGGGCAAGGAGCUGGAUGACUUGAAGAGGUCUGGGUCCCGCUGCUUGAAGGACAUUGAGGUGGACGACACCAAUGUUCUCCUGUGGAAAGGGCUCCUAGUGCCGGACAAUCCUCCCUACAACAAAGGCGCUUUCCGAAUCGAGAUCAGCUUCCCGGCUGAGUACCCCUUCAAGCCCCCCAAGGUCACCUUCAAAACUAAGAUCUACCACCCCAACGUGGAUGAGAAGGGGCAAGUCUGCCUGCCAAUCAUCAGUGCUGAGAACUGGAAACCCGCCACCAAGACAGAUCAAGUGAUCCAGGCUCUGAUCGCGCUGGUAAACGAGCCGGAGCCGGGCCACCCGCUGCGUGCCGACCUGGCCGAGGAGUUCACCCACAACUACAAGAAGUUCCUGCGCAACGCCGAGGAUCACACCCGCAAAUUCAGCGAGAAGCGGCCCUGCGAGUGACCCUGCUCCUGCUCUGGCACCCUCUGCCGGCUCCUGGUGGGGAAGACUUAGUGUCCCAGGCAGGGGUGGGGCCUAUGCACUUCGUGGGUGGGGCCAAGGUGGCGCCUCCCACCAUCACAUGCUGUCAUGGCGAUGCACCCCAUGGAAUUCUGGGGCAUAUGCCCCACCCCUGCCCGGACUAAGGGGGGACCCAGCACCUCACAGGAACGUGUUGUCACUUGUGGGAGCCCUUCAACCGAGAAGAGGCACUGAAGCCCUGGGGGGGUUGAAGUUGGGUAUUGGGCUUUCCCCUUCCCUUCAUAGAUUGACUCCUUUGCUCACCCUGUCUUCACCGGGGGGCCCCCAGGCCUGCCAGGAGUGGUCGGGCCGAAGGCCACUCCCUGGGCACGGAGCUCUGUGGCAUGACCCCCGUUGCCACUGUUGAUCUUGUUUUGGUUUGUGGCCUGGCACUUUAAAACCUCAGCUGCAAAGACUGGAGCGGGGAGAGAGCAGCUCCUGCCCCCAGCCCAUGCAGACAGGAAGUGAUGGGGGUUGGGGGAUGCCCCCCAGGAGCCCUGCAACUGGGCAGGUGACUGGGCGUGUGUGCGGGGGAGGGGAGGGGGUAUCAGGCUGGAGGGUGAUUCUGGGGUGUAAUAGUGUGAU